CGUACGACAUACAAAUAUAGCGCGCCAAAGCAGAAAUGUUUGAACCGCACCUGUUUAAAGGAAAAUAAGGAUUCUUCUGAGGUACGCUAAACAACCGGAGCGGCGGACCGAAACUUGUCAGUAGUCAAUUGUCAAUUGUCAUCACUGCUGAAAUCAAACCAGGCGAGGCAGGCAAUCUCCAUUUCUCUCUUGUUCUCCCUUUUCUAUCUAUCCGAUAUUCUUCAAUUAGUAUUGAACUAUCGUCUAUGGCUUCCUUUCAUAGUCUUCAACCCACUUUCGAACUUGGGAACAACAUUCAGAAGUAAGGCAGUUCAAUUUCUGUAGAUGACAUCAUGCACUUAGCUAAUUUCUUAAUGGAAACCCAAGUGGGUAUUGUACAUAAUGACAUUGAAGAACUUCAUAGUCCACAUGUUGAAUAUUCUCAGACUGAAGUGCUGGAUGGAUAUGAUACUGAAAUAAUCCCUGAUAGUGAUGAUGACAUAACAUACCCCCUUGGUAGCAGACAAUUGUCGCGUGGAAUUGCUAGUUUUAUAAAGCCAUCUCGAGACUUGGAUGAGGUGAAUUCCCUUACUCACUCUCCAUGCAAGAAACUGGAAAGUUUGAGUAUCAAUACUAAUGCUCGUGAUGGUGUUCCAGAUCAGGAUGCAUGCAUGAUUUUUUUCCAGGAAAAUUAUGGUUUCAGUGUUACUGCUCAUCACAUCAAGCAAGCUACUGGGUUAAAUGUCAAGGAUUAUGACAUAUCUGAAACUGAAGAUCCAUGCUUAGCCAAUGACAUUGCUUGUGACAAAAAGUGUAUCUAUAAUAGUGGUGAAGUGGGUGAAGACACUAAAAUUGGUGAGGGUGGAAGGACCAGUAAAUCUGCACAAAGAGAUGCGAGUAUUGUUUAUGUACGUAAAAGAAAAAGAACUUGUAGUCUUGGGGCAAAUAAUGUAGAAGAUGAAAAACGAUUAAUGAAUAGGAGUGAUAAGGGUGCAUAUCUAAGCUAUGUUGAAUCUCAAGAAUCUGAAGAUGUCUCUGCAGCUCUUCACUUUGUUGAGCAAUAUGUUGAUUCUACUGCUCUACUGUCUUCUCCACUGGUUGAUUCCAUUGUAAAGGAUAAAUCGCAAUCUGCACAAUGUGUGAACAGGGUUCAACAUUUAAUUGGGCGGGCAAACCUUCAAAACCUAGAAAAGCAAAGAGGAAUCUUUGAAUGGGAUGAUAGACUUGAUGGAAAUAAAGAAUCUGAUGCUUCAGUUAAUUUUGGUAAUAUGUCCUUUGGGGUUAAGAAGUAUGAUCAUACAUAUAAGCGAAGGUCUCGAAGUGUAGCAAACAUGAUCUCUAAGGACCUUGGGAAUGUAGGUGAUUUAUCAAAGGAGAAAAUUGAAAAUCAUGACAAUUUGACGAAGACGGAUAAUACAGUGCUAAUUGAUAAAUGUGCCAAUUAUCAAGGUACCGAAAAAAUUAAUGAGAAGAAAGAUGGAAGGGAUUCAAUAGUGCAGGAUCAACAGGUGAAUGAUAAGUCUGUGAUGAUGGAGUUUGAAGCAUGUGCAGAAGAUUUAGAGUACGCAUUUGAUGUUGGAAUAAACACACAAAUGGCUGCUGAAGCUAUACAAGCUUUGUCAUAUGCUCCUGCCUUGAACUGCAAUGAGGUGUAUGCUGAUAAGUGUCCACAAAAGAUGCUCAACAAGUCUUUAAAUAUUAGUUAUCAGAAGAGAGUCAAUGCAGGGAAUUGGUCAGUUCCUAAAAAAUGUCGUUCAGCAUCGAAAUGUGCUGUGAGCGAGCCUGAAGAAAGUAGGAAAUUGCUUUCUGGAAGCUAUAGUUCGAAAAUUAAAUUAUCAACAUCUGAAGUAAAAGGAAAUUCUAGGAAAUCAGAGGAUCAUGAAUUUGUGGAUGGACAUAACACUAAUGAUCCAACCAUGGUUAAUGUUGAGCUGAAAAGGAAGGUAAAUGGUGCGCAGAAUGUCAAAAUGGAAGGUUCCAAGGAAAAUUUGUGGCCAUUACUUUCAACUGAAUAUUCCAAUCAAAUAGUUGCCCGGAAAUCCAAACCAUUAAACUUGUUCCACAAUAACGGGGGUCUUAACUCUACUAAUUCAAAAACUGAUGUUAUGAAGAUUGAUUCCUAUGACAGAAGAAAAGAUAUGUGCGUCAUUGAAGAUCAAGAGAACUUUUCUAAGUCUCUCUAUAUGUGCUUGAGUGAUGAAGACUCGGUUCGUCAAGUGGCAGAUAAAGUUGCAGUUCACAAAUAUGUUAGGAAAAUUAACCAUAUGGAGACUAGUCUCCAUGAAGAAGAUAAUAUGGGAGAUGCCAAUAUGGUCAGGGUUUCUGGUCCAGUGCAAAAAUUGUCUAAGCUUCCCAGCACGAAACUCAAUGAUAACAAGACCACACGAGCUGCUCAGCAGAAAUCAUCAUGUGCCCUUGUAAAUUCGGAAAUUUGGUAUUUUAAGGACUAUCCAAGGGGUAAACAAACGUGCGGAUACAUGCUUGGGGAAUCUGCGGGUUUUCAACAUUCUGAUUUUUCAUCUGUGAAAGUUACUAGGGGAAAACACAAUCUCCAAAAUUUGAAAGGUCACUUGAACUUUGAGGCCUGCUUUAUUCCAUCUUUCACUGUUAAGAAACGGCGAUCAUCAGCAUAUAUCAGUCCGUAUCGUUUGUCUUCUCAGAAGAAUUCUGAAAAACGUUUUGUGGGACGCCGUGUUGAUAAUUUGAAGGAGAGUUGCAUUGUUUAUGAUAACGACUUUGGUGCGAAGCCGAAAAACUUAAUUGAAGGCAUGCUUGGUGGUGUCAGUACUUGGAAACUUCAUAAAGCAGAUAAUACAGGUUUUGAAUGCACCAUGGAUGGUAGAAAACAAAAGACUGAUUCCACUCUACUGGUAAAAAAUAAUACUAGCUCUGAAGAUGCUGCACCUUCUAGCAUCUUGGUUGAUGACUGCCAUCAGAAACAUGGAAAGAAAAAGGCUUCAACACCAGUUAUUACAAGAGAACUAGCCAGACUAGGUUUCAAAGAGUCGAUGCCAGAGUUCUCUUUAAAAGAUUCUCGAAGGCGAAAGACAAUGGCAGACAUACGAGUUUUAUUCAGUAAGAAUUUAGAUAAACAUACAUUGAAGCAGCAAAAAAAGAUUUUGACGCGGUUUGGUGUUUCUAUGGCCUCUUGUCCUUCAAAUGCAACUCAUUUCAUUGCAGAUAAAUUUAUCCGGACUAGAAAUAUGUUGGAGUUUAUUGCCGAAGGUAAACCUGUGGUGACCUCUAUGUGGUUAGAAAGCUGCCAACAAGCUGGUUUUUACAUUGAUGAGAGAAGUUACAUUCUGAGGGAUAUGAAACGAGAACAAGAGUUUGGUUUUAGGCUGCCCUUUUCCCUAGAUCAGGCAAGGAAGCAUCCUCUUUUAAAGGGCUAUAAGGUCAUUAUUACCCCAAACACAAAACCUGAAGAAGAAAUGCUUACUAGCUUGGUUAAGAUUGCGCAUGGCCAGGUAGUGGAUAUGCUCGCAGAUGCUAUGAUGAGAGAGAACAUGAUUCUUAGUAAUCUGCUAAUUUUCUCUUGUGAAGAAGAUCAAGCAUAUUGUCUUCCAUUCCUUGAAAGAGGCGCAUCAGUUUAUAGCUCAGAAUUGCUUCUCAAUGGAAUCAUUAUUCAGAAACUUGAAUUUGAGAGGCAUCAACUUUUUAAAACUCAUUAAUUGGAUGUGAACAUCCCAAGAACUUCAGCAAUGGAUGAUUAUCUCUCCAGCAAGACAAAUGUGAAAAUGUGGAUUUGUGGAUAUGUAUUUUGGUGCAACUUUGAUUCCCUUUUAGUUAUUAUUAUUAGGCCUUUAUUUUUUCUUCAAUGUAUAUUUCUUUCUUUAAACAGCAUCCAAUCAAAGGUUUAUACUCUAUUGGUAAUACUGGUGUAAGUGGGAGCAUUUUUAUAAUUACACGUGUAAAAUAAAAGUAUUUGGGUAAAAAAUUCAAUGCUAAAAAAUGAAAUGAGACAAGUAAGAUGAACUUACCAAUAAGAAAAUGGGACAAGUAAAGAAAAUAGAGAAAAUUUGAAAAAAACAAGAUAAUUAAACAACUUAU
Amaranthus tricolor (Joseph's coat) is the source of this 4029-nucleotide messenger RNA. RefSeq lists its product as uncharacterized. The record is from RefSeq and is a predicted model, not a curated record. Bases 333 to 3650 code for a protein of 1105 amino acids. The transcript is spliced from 8 exons. Lineage: Eukaryota; Viridiplantae; Streptophyta; Magnoliopsida; Caryophyllales; Amaranthaceae.